Molecule: messenger RNA, 2172 nt
Organism: Clonostachys rhizophaga
Lineage: Eukaryota; Fungi; Ascomycota; Sordariomycetes; Hypocreales; Bionectriaceae
Source: the annotation of a GenBank genome assembly
AUGAUCAGGCGUCGAGCUCCCAUAGCUUGCCGAAGUGUCUACCCAGUCCGUGGCCAGCCAGACAAUGAUCGCGAAUAUCGUCACCCGCGAAUCCGGGCCUCAAAACCCAAGCCUUCAGAGAGACGACGGUCUGGUGUCAAAGCCAGCGCCAAACAAGCCUCGCAAAACCUUGUCACAAACGCAGAAUUGGCUGAAUACUGGGACUUGCCCCCAGUAGAGGAAUUGGUUGAGGCCGUGAGCCGCUUCUGUAGCCACUCGAUUCAGCUCAGCUUCAUAUCCAAGGACGAGUUCUGCAGCAGGUUGCGCGACGACCCCGAGUCCGUUAGCUCGUUCCUCCUUGCUUGCAUUCUCGCCAUCUCCGCCAGAGUAAGCCCUUUGGCAGUCGAGCGCUACAAGAGCGGUUCAAAGGCCUCCCUUUACUGCUUGGAACGCGCGUCGGCGAUGUCGCUUGAUCAGAUCCACCAGGAACCUACAUUGGAGAGAUGCCAGGCGUUCUGCCUGCUGAGCAUAGCACAGGACUGCCAAGGGUUCCACAAGGAGAGUUACAUUAACCUUGGUAUUGCUAUCCGAAUGGCCUCCUGGCUACAGCUUCAUAAAGAGGAGAUGUUCGAGUUGGAUGACGAUUCUCCUAUUACGAUUCGAAGAGCUGAAUCGGCUAGAAGAACAUUGUGGAUGCUAUUUUGUCAUGAGAAUCUCGUUUCCCGAAGCACAUCUGUCAUGUUUCUGUCACCCCCUGACAUCACGACGUAUCUCCCAUGUAGCGAGCCCGACUUUAAUCAAGGCCAGGAACCUCGGUCUCGUGCCACUCUCGCCGACACGCCUCCCGCCAUUGAGCACCCAGCAUCAGCUGAAGAUCGGGGACGGUCAUUGUUCGCAUCUUUGAUUCAGAUUCACCACAUAUGGGGCAUAGCGAGACGCACGGUGUCCAACCGGCAUUCGAGGCCGGAUGAUACCGACAGUGAUCUGGAGGAAUUGAAGAAAAGGCUAAAACACUGGGAAGAGUCAUUGCCGAAAUACCACAACUGGAGUUUACCAAUGCUAAGGAAACACCGAGCGAAUGGGCACGAGCUGGCUUAUCUCAAAGUUGCCAUGAUGCUGCGUCUUUGCAACAUUAUCAUAAGGCAACCACGCGUUGAAAGUGUGUUGGUCGACGUCACGAAAUCCCAGCAGGAGCCGUAUAUGGAGACGACCCUUGAGCUCUACAACGAUGUCUGCACGCUAUAUAACCAGAUCGAUAGUUUGUUCUCAGGAAAGUUGACGAACGAGGGCGGAGAGGACCAGAUAUUCGCUCUCUGUGUUUAUCACUGUGGGCUGUUCGCAGCAUACCUCUGUAAAUAUCCCUCAGUUUGCCAAGACAGUGCCAUCGUUGCGAAGGGGCCCAAGAUGCUCAACAAAAUAUAUACCAUCAUAGAUGAGAAGAUGGAUAUAUGGCCACAGGCCGCAGGCUGGAGAAUCGAGCUCACAAACAUCCAGCCCUGCCUUACCGGCCCCGGAGACGAGAAGGCUCAGGCAUAUGAAGAAAUGCAGCCAUCGGUUCCACACAUCCUGGCUGUCAGUGAGGCAGCGGUUAAUCAAACCAGAUCGGCCCCGGCCGUCCAGUUCGACAGAUCGGUGGCCAACCACUCCCCACAAGCGCCGAUAUCCCAGGUCUCAACCGCACCUAUCGGCGAGAUGGCACCCUCGAGGCACUUCGCGGGCCACAGCAGCAACCCCGUCGCCGCGCAACCCCCGCCGAGGAAUCCGCACGAGGAGAGCCCAACACCGCUGCCGCCACUGCCGCCUUACCAGACUAUGCAGACGAGUGGUCCUCCAACCCUCCCGCCCAACGGCUUCCACCACUCUCUCACGCUUCUGAGUCAGGGCCCACGCCAGGCGAUGAGCAACGCUUCCUUCUACUUCGAAAAUCAAGCCGACGGCCCUCGGGUCCUCGAACACACCUACUCCCAUCACCCUGUCCCGUCGACAGGCCCAGGGUAUGAUGUAGGCUUUGGCGAGACCCAGACCGCUAUGCCCGGACCCCAGGGAGAUGCUCUGUACUCCCGCCACCAAGAAGUUGCAGUGUCGAGAACCAGUAGUUUUGAGAGCGACGGUGGCGUUCAGCUCGUGCGUUCUCAAGAAUGGAUGCCUCAGCCGCCGUGCGGGCCUUGGAUGGAUGGGUACGUUGGGACUUGA